UCUGGAGCCCACGCGCUGCAACAAAGAGCCUGCCUGCCGCAAAGAAGACCAGAUGCAGCCAAAUAAGUAAAUAUUUUUUAAAAAAAUGAAUGAAUGGGGCCUACGAAUGCUGGAGGAAGGGGGACAUCAAAGCCAGAGUGCGUCCAAGCUUUACCCCAGGCCGCGCUCCCAGGGUCCACGUUGAAGGUGGAGGGAAGGAGAUGGGGGUGCAGCCUGGUCCUGGGUAAGGGUGUGAGGAACGCAAGGAACGCCCCUGGUUGAUCUGGGCCCAGCCUCCCUCCUUGCCAAUGCCCACAGGGGCUUACAGUCCUUAGCAGGCGCUCGAAUAAGAGCAGGUGAAAUUUGGCUCUCCCGCAUUCCUGUCAAUCACUGGGGACUCGGUGAAUGUGGACAUGUUGACAAACAGAUGGCUCUCUGCCGGAGGGUCUCCAUGUACUGCGGCCCCACUAGGCUCAGUGGGCGGCGCCCGCCUCGCGCUAGCGGGCUCCAGCCUAAUCAGCCCCUUGCAGGACCCGGCGGCGCUGGGGAACGCCCUGGGCGGGGCCAACGUGGGGGCGGGUCCCGCAGGCACGAGGAGGCGGGGUCGGCGACGCCGCGGUCUCUGGUCGGAGCGCGGAGAGUUCGGCUGCAAGCGGCGCGUGCAUGCUGGAAGUUCGCAUCCCGUCGGUGGGGCCCGAGGCCGAGGGGACCCGGCAGAGCCCCGAGAAAGGCCACAUGGUGUUCCGAGUGGAGGUGCUGUACCACGGGCGCAGACACACCGUGCAGAGGCGCUACAGCGAGUUCCACGCGCUGCACAAACGGAUCAAGAAACUGUCCAAAGUGCCCGACUUCCCCUCGAAACGCCUGCCCAACUGGAGGACCAGAGGACUGGAGCAGCGGCGGCAGAGCUUGGAGGCCUAUAUCCAGGGCAUCCUAUACUUGAACCAGGAUGUGCCCAAGGAACUACUGGAAUUCCUGAGUCUUCGCCACUUGCCCAUAGUCCCCAAGGCCAGCAGCUGGGGCGCCCUGGGGGAGUUCCUGCCCAGCAACAGCAGCUCACAGCUGUACCACCGGCCUGUUAUCAGCUUCUGCAUGGAUCCUUAUAUUUGCAUCCCAUCCCCAGAGCCUCUGCCCAACGUGGUGGUGAACGGUGUGCUCCAGGGCCUCUAUAGCUUCAGCACCAGCACAGCUAAAUCCCAGCCCGAGGCUGCCUGUCACCCUGCUCCAGUGCCACCGAUGCCCUGACCAGUCCAGAGGGCUUUAGGCCACCUGCCAGGACAGUCAUGGACCUCAGUCCUCUGAAAGGGACAUGGGCUGGGUCAGCCUUGGCCUGGACCCCGGACUCACCACCCUCCACCCCUCCAGGCUCAGAACUCAGCUGCACUGGUGUCUGAGGUGGUAAGAUCCUGCACUCCUAGAGCCCAGGGGCCAGGGUGGGGACAACAGAGGAUAGGGAAUAAAGGGAGAAUUCCUUUAGAAUGUUUAUAGCCCACCAGUUUGGAGGUGGGCUAUGAAAAGGUACAGGUGUAUUCCUUUACCUAUGUCAGGAGAAAGGCGUGGCGGGGACAUGCAAAGGUUGAGGCACAGUGGCUAGCCAAGUUCAGAAGCAAGGGGCAAAAACUCCUGCUUGACAUUUUGUGCGUAGCACAUUUUUCUGUGAAUGUCCAGAUCUGUUUCCCCCUGCCCUCCCAGACUUGUGUGGCCAGUUGGAAAUGUCUGGUUUGUGUUCAUCUCUCCCUCAUUUCUGGAGCAUUUCUGGAGGGAAAGGGUUCAGGCCGGAACCCAAGGAGGGGACAGGCACCACUGCCACAGGAGCCCCAGACGGGCUGGCACUGGACUUAGGGUCGGAUGGGGGUGCCGGAGGCCCCAGAACCCAGCCCAUACGCAGAUUAUAAAAAAACACCUUUUUUUAAUCGGU
Aethalodelphis obliquidens (Pacific white-sided dolphin) is the source of this 1897-nucleotide messenger RNA. It is a transcript of the gene SNX22, whose product is annotated as sorting nexin 22. Gene Ontology annotation, molecular function: phosphatidylinositol phosphate binding. Lineage: Eukaryota; Metazoa; Chordata; Mammalia; Artiodactyla; Delphinidae. The transcript is spliced from 7 exons. The record is from RefSeq and is a predicted model, not a curated record. Bases 393 to 1151 code for a protein of 252 amino acids.